Asterias rubens (European starfish) is the source of this 1456-nucleotide messenger RNA. Its product is annotated as trypsin alpha-3-like. Gene Ontology annotation, biological process: proteolysis. The transcript has 6 exons. The coding region runs from base 180 to 989 and encodes 269 amino acids. The record is from RefSeq and is a predicted model, not a curated record. NCBI's taxonomy places the organism in Eukaryota, Metazoa, Echinodermata, Asteroidea, Forcipulatida, Asteriidae. Gene Ontology annotation, molecular function: serine-type endopeptidase activity.
UCGAAAUCGGCAAAUUUUCACAGAAACUCUUCUUAUAUAGGGCCUACAGUUUGCGAUGACCACUUUCGCCAGAUUGCAUUAUCCACACUGCCCGUUUUGUUACAUCGCUAGAAUCUACAUCAUUGUCUGACUAUAAGUAAAGAAACAUCAUCUUCAAGCUUCCUCCAUCAUCAUCAGUCAUGAGGAUUCUGGUGUUAUUCGUUUGCUGCAUCUCCAUGGCCGUAGCAUUUGUUCCCGGCCGUCGCAGCUCCCGGAGUCUGAUCGUUGGGGGCGAUGAAUCCCCACCGGACAGCCGUCCAUACCAGGUAUCUGUUCUCCAGAGCAAUGACGGGGAAGAUCAAGUUUGUGGAGGCACACUCGUUCACCCAGAAUGGGUGGUAACAGCAUGUCACUGCAGCGUUCAAUUGGACGUCUGGGUUGGUGUUGGCUUCCAAGAUUUGAGAGACACGGCGGCAGAUGGCGCCAGUAUCAUCAAAGGGGAAUGGGUAGACCACCCCUCCUUCGAUAUCUCCACUUUCGACUUUGAUAUCGCUCUGAUCAAACUGGAUGCACCUGCGGUACUCUCACCAAGAGUUCAGACUAUUCAAAUCGCAGCUGCUAACAGUGAUGUUGCGGCGGGAACCAGUCUGUUGGUCAGUGGAUGGGGUAAACUAAGUGAUGGUGGAGACAGGACUAAGGAACUUCGACAGGUCGCUGUGGAUGCUUUGAGCAGAGCCACGUGCACGAAUGACUACGCUGGUGUAAAUGCGGUUACAAACAACAUGAUCUGUGCCUCAGGUGUUGGCAAAGAUGCCUGCCAGUUUGAUAGCGGCGGCCCAGCUGUCAGCGGUUAUGACGAAGAUGCACACGUGGAUGGAGUGACACUUGAAGGCAUUGUGAGCUGGGGCUGGGGCUGUGCAAAUCCGAACUAUCCCGGGGUCUACACGCGUGUGUCUGUCUUCUGCGAUUGGAUAAAUACAGCGACAGGGGGUGACGUCAUGUGCGGUUAAUUCGCCGUAUUUUUGACCACGUGGGGGCGUAUGUUGACAUAAUUUCAAGUAUCGAGAAUUGACCACAUGGGGGCGUUUGUGUACCAAUUUCAAGAGUGAAGAUAAACCAACUAAACAGAUGUGUUUUGUUUUCUUGUUGCUGUUACUAUUAUGUUGAUGAAUUGCUCAUUUGGUGCAGUUUUGUUUUACAUACUACAGUUAAUUAAACAGUUCAAGAUGAAACAGUGAUGUGAUGCAAAAGAUUCCCUAAUGAAAGCGCCCUCAUGUGGUCAAAAAUGGUUAUUUCAACGUCCUAUUAUUCUACAAACCAUUUCGACAUUUUGUUUUUAAAAUACUACUGACCGUGUGCACUACACGACUUCAUUGUAAAAUAGCAGAUGUACAAUGUAUAACUCCUUACCCAGGUCGUAUGAAAAGUGUUGUGCGUUUUGAUUCGUAUACGUCCAAAUAAAAACUAAUCAUUGAGA